Molecule: messenger RNA, 2818 nt
Organism: Lates calcarifer (barramundi perch)
Lineage: Eukaryota; Metazoa; Chordata; Actinopteri; Centropomidae
Gene: mob1a
Product: MOB kinase activator 1A
Exons: 6
Coding region: 177-827 (216 amino acids)
Biological process (GO): positive regulation of protein phosphorylation; hippo signaling
Cellular component (GO): nucleus; cytoplasm
Molecular function (GO): protein kinase activator activity
Source: RefSeq, a predicted model, not a curated record
ACAGAGAGCCGAUAGAGGAAGAGCUACUGUGGGUGCAGUUCAUGUUAGCCUAAACGUUGCUGUUAGCAGGCAGCGCUGACAAGUGGUUCGUAGUGUGUAAUUUAGAAACUAAUUUCAGUUUACUAAACCAGGAUUAGGAGUCGUAACCGAGGCUCUCCGACGACCGUUUCGCCAAGAUGAGCUUCCUGUUUGGCAGUCGCUCAUCUAAGACCUUCAAGCCGAAGAAGAACAUCCCAGAGGGCUCCCACCAGUAUGAGCUGCUGAAACACGCAGAGGCGACGCUGGGCAGUGGGAACCUGAGGCAGGCAGUCAUGCUACCAGAGGGAGAGGAUCUCAAUGAGUGGAUUGCUGUCAACACUGUGGACUUCUUCAACCAGAUCAACAUGCUGUAUGGCACCAUCACCGAGUUCUGCACUGAGACCAGCUGCUCUGUGAUGUCUGCUGGACCAAGAUACGAGUAUCACUGGGCUGAUGGGACCAAUAUUAAGAAGCCCAUCAAAUGCUCUGCGCCCAAGUACAUCGACUACCUGAUGACCUGGGUGCAGGAUCAGCUGGAUGAUGAGACACUUUUCCCCUCCAAGAUUGGAGUUCCCUUUCCCAAGAACUUCAUGUCUGUGGCCAAAACCAUCCUGAAGCGUCUGUUCAGGGUUUACGCUCACAUCUACCACCAACAUUUUGACUCUGUGAUGCAGCUGCAGGAGGAGGCCCAUCUCAACACCUCCUUCAAGCACUUCAUUUUCUUUGUUCAGGAGUUCAACCUUAUCGACAGGCGAGAGCUUGCUCCCCUGCAGGACUUGAUCGAGAAACUUGGAUCCAAGGACAGAUAGACAUUUCAUCACAUAACUCCUUUUUUCAACAGUUUUGUUCUCUCCUUCGUCCCUCUUUGUGACCUCUGCUACCUCUAUGACUUCUAGUCUCAACUCUUAAAAUCUGUGCCUUCUUCUUUUCAUUUCCUGAACAUUUGUACUGUAUUUUUCCUUUUAUUUCCUCUGUUGUCUUUUAUGCUGUCUUUGAGUCUUUUUUUUUCCAUUUUGCCACUCCAGAUCAUAAAUAGUGUAAUGUAGUAAAAAUAUUUUUUCACAGGACUGUUUAACGACUCUAUAAGAGCAACCUACUGAAUUUUAUAUUGGACUAAGGACAUUUGGACGUUAAAGUGAAAACCAGUUUUUUUUGAUUGUCUAAAAACUUUUUAGUAAUUUAGUUAUUGAUAGAUAGGUAAUUUUCUUCCUAUUAACUUGUAGCUAUUGUAAUUACAUUGACUGAUCAGAUAUUCCAAUCUUAGAUUUUUUUUUAAUGUCUGUCAUUGUGUGGAAGGUAUUUACAGUCUGACAUGAAGGCAGGCACAAAAAGUCACCAGUAUAUGGUGCAUAUCACUCUGUGUCACAGGCUGGUGGAUGUCUGAUAUUUCACAUUAACCUGCUUCUGGUUGACAUGCUCUUUGUCAUAGUUACAUGUGACGAGCUGAUUGUGAGAUACCUUUGUUCUUGCCCCACAAAAAACACCACCAUUGACUGCAUUAUAGCUAUUUCGAUUUGGUCAUGCAAUAUUGUUUUUUUGCACAUUUUUUGGCUGUUUUCUUAAUUAAGAUAGUAAAAUGCAAGAUAUAGUGCUUACAGUGAUAUUUUUAAUCUGCUUUAUAGGUAUUAUUAAUAGCCACUUAAAGCUUGUAUAAUGACUCUAUACAGGAGUUGUAUAGUAGAAAUCAUCCUUUCAACAGCAAAAAUAGUCUGUGAAUUUUUAGUUUUACUGUCAUUUUUGUUCAUUUCUGUGGUGCCGAUUAAUUGUGGAACUCUUCAUGUUUGUUCUUUCAAUGCUGGUACUUUUUUUUUUUUUUUUUCAAGUAUUUUUCCCCCAGGAUUGGAAAAUAGAAUAAUAACUAUUGCACCUGUGAACGAUAAGGAUGAGUGACCUGAGAUGUAUGUAGUUUUUCAGCAGAAGCCUUUAUAAGUCUUGGUGCAUGUAUAAUUAUCAUGGUCAUUUCCUGUGCUUAACUCAGGCUACAACAGCAGGGCUGUUUGUACUGCCAUCCUUUGAAAAACUAAUGCAGCUAGUAUUUCUGAUGAAUGUUUUGUUUGGUGAAGUAUGAGCAAGGGAAUUGGUCCAUAACCUACAUGUUGGACCUAAAUUCAGACAAUCAUGUAACCAAUUAAGAGUUGUUAGAUAAUAAUCUUAAUUUGAUACAUCAUUAAUACAUCAUCAGGAACCAACCAAUGUGAUUAGGUGCAGUAGAGUGUUCGCUUUGUAAUUUACCACUUUUUGAGAAAGACUGUUCCCAUACAUUGUUGAAAGCUUUUUAACAAUGUGAAAAAACAUGUUUAAUUCAUUUUUAGGUGUGAUACUUUUGGGCCCUCAAGUUGCUUGGUAAAAAAUCAAGUCAGCAUCCAUUAUGUUACUUGUCUAUGGGCAUAUCAAUAUAUUUUGCAAGACUGAUUUAUUGUGAAGAUUUUAUUUGGAUAUACAGUUAGUCCUUUCUUUCAAUCUUGUCACAGUGUUUUGAAAUGUAUUGCUUUUUCUCACCAUUUUAUUUUUAAACUUUUGGCACAGAGUUACAUUUCAUAUUACAUUUUAAAAUGACUCAACCUUUUUGAAUAUGGAACAAGGGCUUUGAAAUGAAUUAAAAGUUUUAUAUAUUUACAGUAAUCAUCCAAUCAUUGGCUGGUCAUUUUGACUGGGAGGAGGUGUGAGGAUGUACUGCAUCCGAACAUUUGGUGUAAAUAAUAUCAGUGUUUUAUCUGAACAAAGCUGUGCCUUACACAAAUGAAAAUGUCUGACAUUGACAGUAUUGGUAGAUCAAAUACUCAAUAAACACUGAAAGGAC